AUGGCGACUGGUAAAACUGUGAAAGAUGUCUCGCCUCAUGACUUCGUGAAGGCGUAUGCUUCUCAUCUCAAGCGAUCUGGAAAGAUCGAGCUUCCCACAUGGACAGACAUUGUGAAGACCGGUAAGUUGAAGGAGCUUGCCCCAUAUGAUCCAGACUGGUACUACAUCAGAGCUGCAUCUAUGGCAAGGAAGGUUUACCUCAGGGGAGGUCUUGGUGUUGGUGCUUUCCGUAGAAUCUACGGUGGCAGCAAAAGAAACGGUAGUCGCCCACCACACUUCUGCAAGAGCAGCGGUGGCAUUGCCCGUCACAUCCUUCAGCAGUUGGAGACAAUGAACAUUGUUGAGAUCGACACCAAAGGAGGAAGAAAAAUCACUUCCAGCGGGCAACGGGAUUUGGACCAGGUUGCUGGACGUAUCGCAGUUGAGCCUUGA
Messenger RNA from Arabis nemorensis, 432 nucleotides. The record is from the annotation of a GenBank genome assembly. Lineage: Eukaryota; Viridiplantae; Streptophyta; Magnoliopsida; Brassicales; Brassicaceae.